AUUUGGUUUCUGGGUCUCUUGUUCCAGUGAGUCAGCGAGUUCUUUUUGGUGACUCCUCACCAAAAACAAAGACUCCUUUUUGAUGACUUCUGUACCUAGGUUGUUGCUCGCUGAAGAACUGGAAGUUAGCUUUUGGGAAAUCAUCUCUUUCUGAAAAUGUAGGAAGUCUGAGUGUGAAACUUGCUUAUCACACACACACACACAUACACACACACGCGCGCAGUAAGAAACCACGAGGCCUAUCUGCCUGUCGUCAUCAAGCAGACUAGAAUAGUGUAGAAAACUCUAGGCAGAGAGGAAAUGAACUUGAGAGAAGGGGGAACACAGGCCGUAGAGAGGAGAGAAGGAGGUGGGAGUGGAGGGAGGGCACGAAGUGGGGGCUCCGCAAUGGUGGGAGGAUGGAAGAGGCAGCAGUGAGGCAGGGCUUCCUGUACCUUCAGCAGCAGCAGACUUUCGGAAAGCGGGCUCCCUGCUUGCCGCUGCAGGCUCUGUGUUUGAUUGCUUGUGGCACAUUCCCAGUGCUCUCUGAUUCCUCGGGCCCCGUUAUUCUCUGCCUCCCUGGGUCUCCCGUGGUCUUGGCUUCUCCCUCCCCAUCCCUGCGUGCUGCUGUCCCUCUCCCACGGCCCCUCCUCUCCCCUUUGGUCACCAUCUCUCCAUCUCUGGGCGGCUCCCUCUUGGCACCCUGCCUGCCGUGCACCUGGGCUCAGAAAUGGCGUCGCUUCGGGGCUGUGCUGUAUGGACAUUCGGGCUGCGCCUUGGCCCGGCUGGAGCUCCAGGAGGGACCAGAGAAGCCGCGCAGGGGAGAGGCUGCCCGGAGGGUGAUCCGCCUCAGUGACUGCCUGAGGGUGGCGGAGGCCAGCGGGGAGGCCAGCAGCCCACGGGACACCAGCCCCUUCCUCCUGGAGACCAAGGAGCGCUCAUAUCUGCUGGCGGCCCCCACUGCAGAGCGCGGUGAUUGGAUGCAGGCCAUCUGCCUCCUGGCCUUCCCCGGCCAGAGGAAGGAGCUGUUGGGGCUGGAGGGGAAGGGCAGCCGGCCCUGCAUGGAGGAGAACGAACUGUACAGCAGUGCAGCCACAGGUGUCCUGCGGCAAGGGAGCUUUUUGCUGACAAGGCAGUUUUCUUCUUGCAGCCUGUCUGGCCUGCUGGGGGCCCCCCUCAAGGAGUUUGCUGUGACCAUGAGACCCACAGAAGCCAGCGAGAGGUGCCGGCUCCGGGGGUCUUAUACCCUCCGGGCUGGGGAGAGUGCCCUGGAACUGUGGGGUGGUCCCGAGCCCGGCGCCAAGCUGUACGACUGGCCCUACAGGUUCCUGCGGCGCUUUGGGCGGGACAAGGUCACCUUUUCCUUCGAGGCAGGCCGGCGCUGCAUCUCUGGAGAGGGCAACUUUGAGUUUGAAACCCGGCAAGGCAAUGAGAUCUUCUUGGCCCUGGAAGAGGCCAUCUCUGCCCAGAAGAACACCACCCCUCCUGGGCCCCAAACCCAGCCAGCCACAGUCCCCACGGAGCUGCCCCGGCCGGAGAGCCCCUACUCCCGGCCCCAUGACUCCCUGCCGCCACCGUCGCCCACCACCCCAGUGCCCAGCUCUCGGCCGCGGGGCCCAGAAGGGGAAUAUGCAGUGCCCUUUGAUGCAGUGGCCAGAAACCUGGGAAAGGGCUUGCGGGGCAUCCUGGCGGUCCCUCCCCAGCCCCCGAUUGACCCUCUGUAUGACAGCAUUGGGGAGCACCCACCCCCUCAGCCUGACCACAUAUAUGAUGAGCCUGAGGGAGUGGCUGCCCUGUCCCUGUAUGACAGCCCGCAGGAGCCCCGACGUGAGGCCUGGAGGAGGCAGGUUGCAGCUGACAGGGACCCCAGUGGUCUCCAGCAUGUCAGCCCAGCGGGGCAGGACUGCUCUGCCUCUGGCUGGCCACAGGGAACUGAGUAUGACAAUGUCAUACUUAAGAAAAGCCCAAAGUGAUGGGGGGGCAGAUAUGUGGACUCCGUCCAGCAGGAGCACCGACAGCGCCCUGUGUGUACCAGGGAGGCGCUUGGAGGCUGGUGAGGAGGGCAGGGAAGGCGGACCUCCCCUCAGUUUCUGCUGGUGGCUCCCCCUGGCCACUGCACCCCAGCAGCCCCACUGUGCUGCUUCUGGAACCUGUAGGUUUGGCCUGCCUCAGUCUGGAAUCGCCCCUCCCAGGGCCUGCUGUGUGAGUCACUAUCCCAAAGCAGGAAGAAUGCCCUGACGAGACCAACCCUCCUCCUACUCUUUCCCACUUCCUCUUCUUUCUUUCCCUGGGCCUACAGGGAGCCUUGGGCAUUUAGAUCAGAGGACAGAAGGAUGUCAACAAAGUGCCCUGGGUCCUUGGCUUGUGCAGGCCUCCCACCUGCCGUCCCCCUUGGGGAACAGCCCUAGCUUCGGGCAUGUGGGGGAUGGCUGCAGCUUCCUGUGGCAUUAAACAUUUCUGGAAUGUU
This is a messenger RNA of Manis pentadactyla (Chinese pangolin), 2446 nucleotides long. RefSeq names its product docking protein 2 (gene DOK2). Bases 399 to 1952 code for a protein of 517 amino acids. Gene Ontology annotation, biological process: cell surface receptor protein tyrosine kinase signaling pathway; positive regulation of MAPK cascade. The transcript is spliced from 6 exons. NCBI's taxonomy places the organism in Eukaryota, Metazoa, Chordata, Mammalia, Pholidota, Manidae. Gene Ontology annotation, cellular component: cytoplasm. The record is from RefSeq and is a predicted model, not a curated record.